This is a messenger RNA of Coffea eugenioides, 729 nucleotides long. RefSeq lists its product as uncharacterized. Bases 1 to 729 code for a protein of 242 amino acids. The record is from RefSeq and is a predicted model, not a curated record. Gene Ontology annotation, molecular function: nucleic acid binding; RNA-DNA hybrid ribonuclease activity. The transcript has a single exon. Lineage: Eukaryota; Viridiplantae; Streptophyta; Magnoliopsida; Gentianales; Rubiaceae.
AUGGUUAUUUGUUGGUCUUUAUGGAAAAUUCGAAAUCAGGUGCUGUUCCAAGAGGGAUUGCUCUCAGUGCAAAGGGUGAUCGGGUUGGUAGAUUCUUUUCUCAUGCAACUAGUAAGAGCCAAGGUGUUUCGAGAACUGCAUUUUCGAGGCAACACGGAUUGUAAAUGGUUUCGAUAUGUGGUCGCUCCCCUGAAGGUGAGCAAGCGUAGCAUCAGUGUGUCCUGGCUUAAACCUCCGCUAGGUACUCUCAAAUUAAAUUCCGAUGCAAGCAUGGUGGAAGGGGUGGCCUCAGGUGGGGGGCUCAUCAGGAAUCAUGAGGGUAACUUGAUUUUUACCUUCUACAAGGAGUUUGGUGUUGCGGAUGUGUUGUUGGCUGAAGGCUUGGCGUUAUUGCAUGGUCUUCAACUGUACAAGGAAAAAGGCUAUAGUUCAUUUCAUACAGAGGUGGAUUCAGAAUCUCUGGCUUCUUUAGUCAAGGAGGGUACCCUGACUAAAUGGCUUUUCUGCAAUGUUUUGCUUGAAAUUCGUUCACUAUUAGUCUUGAUGAACUCGGGGAUCCGUCAUAUCUUUCGAGAAGCAAAUUUGGCUACGGAUAGGAUGACAGCGCUGAGGGUUGGCCAAGUGUCCUUCAUUUCUUCGACUAGUCAUCUACCGGUUUUUCUACGGUCGGUCCUGGCAUUAGAUUCUAGAUCUUUUCCUUAUGUUCGUUCUCAGAGGGUGAGAGAGUAA